AUGCCCCAAAACGAAUGCGCUCUCCUCCGUCUCUCAACGGAGCUCAUUUUCCAGAUCCUAGAGUAUGGCCCUCCAUCAGCAUAUCUUGAUGUGGCACUCACUUGCACCGCCCUACACCACCAGUGCCGGAAGCUCUUAGAUCUUCACCGUGAAGCCGAUGCCAAAUACAGAAUCAUAUCGGACCUGUGUCCGGAAACUGUGGUUAAUCUCCUCAAAGAUACAAAGAUUGCCAGAAUCGAGAGAUGGCAUGUUUGUGAGCUGGAGAUCUGGGGAAGCCGAAAGGAUUGGGAGGAUUGGCGACCAUGGGUUCCAAAAUUUCCCAGAACUUGCGGCCUUUCCGAUGAUCCCCCUAUAAGGCAUGGGCUGGAUUUGCAGGACAUACAGCGAUACAUCCGCACUGCACUGGAAUUAUGGACCUUUCCGGAAUUCGAAUGGUAUAGCGGAUGGGAAUUCGACUCUGAGGCAGUCCAACGUGAUUUAGAGGCUGGCCAGGAUGGGUUCCUCAAACUCCUUCUCAUUGCAACAUGUCCCCGUCUUCACAGUCUCCGAUUCGCCAAAAGAGGGCUAGAUCCUCACACAACUCUCGAGUGGAUGGCAUAUGUCAUCAACAAGGAUAGCAAUUUUACAUGUAACUGGCCACAAGGCUUUAAGUCCUUGAAAAAUAUCGCAGUUGGUAUCGAAUCAGAUCAGCGUCGGUUGAACGACGAAAGUGUCCAUCGCGAUUUCGGCGACUUUGUAGCGCUUCUAUACCUCCCAAACCUCGAAAGCCUGUACUUCAACGAUCUACAUUACGAUCACGAUAAAGAGAUCAACCUCCAAUACUUCACUAUCAGUGGUGGCUAUGACUUUCCAUGGGGAAUUUCGAGCGUCAAGCAUCUCUUUAUAGAUGGCGCUUCAGGCUUCUCUCCCCAGAUUUACAAAGGCAUAGCACAUGUAUCACGGAAUUUGGAAACGCUAGUUUUGAGGGUCGGCACUGAAUACGGGCAAGAUCUUGACGACGUGGACACAUUUGUAAGCCGUCUUGCGGUUGACAAUACGACAAAUCUACAGAAACUCAUCAUCUACAACCCCGACGGUAUGCAUGGAUAUCGAUGCACCAACUAUACACCCAAGGAACUUGACGGACUCGAGAACCUGAAACUAUUCACAGUUGCAGCGUCUGAUAUCGAGCUAGAUGCGCUUCACCAGCUGUACAAGCGUCCAAACGCAGAGAAACUUGCAGAUCAUGUCUCCGAGGCCUUUCCUUCAAGCACCGAAGCCAUUUAUAUUUGGGGAUCAUCGGACGUGUACGUGGAUGACUCGAGGCCUAGCGGCAUACCAUCAGAUACCCUCGACUCAGCACUUGCAUCACUUAUUGAAUCUGGCGUCUAUGAGAGCCUGACGGUUAUAUACCUUGCGGACGUCGAGAAACGACAUGCCCAGAAUGAUACAGAUGUCGCUCUUGGAAGACCUAUCGACGCAGGUCUAAAGGAACGGAUUCUGCAGAAGUCUGUUGCUGCAGGACUCAAGACUGGUGUGCAUGUGUGCACGCUGAUGAAUAGAGAGGAUGGUGGUUAUUGGAAGAAAUUCCCUGCCAAGCCGGAUAGUUGUGAUCUCAGUGACGUCCAAGAUGAUAUCAACGGCCAACGAUCAAUACCUUGCCUGGACUCGGAUUCAGCUGAACAAGCAUUAGUAUCAGCCCAUUACAAAUCCGUCGCCGCAACUCACCAUCCUAGCCUCCUUCACGAUUCUCAGGGCCGCGCGUAUGACGCGUCUCUCACCAGCCUCAAUUGCCUAACAGAUGUUCUCUUCUCCUCUCUGAUGUCUUCUUAUGGCCACGAUAAACUACAUCAAUCACUCCCCCUCAUACCCCAUCGCCCUCUUCCACCAACCCCCCAAGCCCCUCUCGUCCAUGACCCUCCCAAACUCCCUCACCGACUCGGUCUCAUCAAACCCUGA
Messenger RNA from Fusarium subglutinans, 1938 nucleotides. RefSeq lists its product as uncharacterized. Lineage: Eukaryota; Fungi; Ascomycota; Sordariomycetes; Hypocreales; Nectriaceae. The transcript is spliced from 2 exons. The coding region runs from base 1 to 1938 and encodes 645 amino acids. The record is from RefSeq and is a predicted model, not a curated record.